Penicillium pulvis is the source of this 939-nucleotide messenger RNA. Its product is annotated as hemolysin III family protein. Gene Ontology annotation, molecular function: signaling receptor activity. Gene Ontology annotation, cellular component: membrane. The record is from RefSeq and is a predicted model, not a curated record. The coding region runs from base 1 to 939 and encodes 312 amino acids. The transcript has a single exon. NCBI's taxonomy places the organism in Eukaryota, Fungi, Ascomycota, Eurotiomycetes, Eurotiales, Aspergillaceae.
AUGUCUCGCCAACGUCACCCAGUACAGGGGAAAGAGUCGGACAGUCCAGCAACUGCACUGGCUAACCCAAUCCUCGAAGUUCCUCCGAGCAUGGUAAAAAAGCUUCUUCACUGGGAUGAAUUGCCACACUGGCAGCGCGACAAUCACCACAUCCACACUGGAUAUCGACCAGCCUCGUCUUCAUUUUGGGCCUCGUUCCUAUCAUUGGGCUACUUUCACAAUGAAACCAUCAAUAUCUACAGUCAUCUUCUUCCAGCCAUCUUAGCCGUUCCUGCAGCUCAUCAGCUCUAUCAUGCCCUGGAACCGCGUUAUCAGACUGCAGCAGACUCUGACAUUGCUGCGUUUUGCUGCUUCUUUGCCGGUGCUGCUUUCUGUCUGGGAAUGUCCGCGACAUAUCACACGAUCUCUAACCACUCGCCUGCGGUGGCCAGGAUUGGCAAUGCGCUCGACUACAUUGGCAUAGUCGGGCUUAUUGUGGGCAGCUUUGUACCAAGUGUCUUCUAUGGAUUUUACUGUGUACCCGAGCUCCAACAUCGAUACUGGACCAUGAUCUGCACCAUUGGGCUGGGCUGCGUGUGUGUCUCAAUCGUCCCACGGUUCCGGACUCCCCGCUGGCGACCGUUUCGGGCCGCCAUGUUUGUCGGGAUGGGCCUGUCCGCCGUCUUCCCCGUACUCCAUGGCUUGUCUCUGUUUGGGUUCGACCGUAUGCGACAGCAGAUUGGCCUCACAUGGCUUCUGCUCCAGGGUUUCUUAUACAUUCUCGGGGCCGCGAUCUAUGCAGCACGGGUACCCGAACGACUGCGGCCCGGCAAAUUUGACCUCGUUGGCAGCUCGCAUCAGAUAUUCCACGUGCUGGUCGUGUGUGCGGCGGUGGCUCAUCUGACGGGACUGUUGAAAGCGUUUGAUUAUCGGCAUAGUGGGACUGCCGAGAUCUGUUAG